This is a messenger RNA of Alternaria alternata, 424 nucleotides long. RefSeq lists its product as hypothetical. The transcript has a single exon. NCBI's taxonomy places the organism in Eukaryota, Fungi, Ascomycota, Dothideomycetes, Pleosporales, Pleosporaceae. The record is from RefSeq and is a predicted model, not a curated record. The coding region runs from base 81 to 329 and encodes 82 amino acids. Gene Ontology annotation, molecular function: RNA-DNA hybrid ribonuclease activity; nucleic acid binding.
AGCUGACUGCCGUCCGAGACGCGUUAUCAAGAGUCAAAUAGACCGAAAAUGUCAUCAUUUUCUCCGACUCGCGGUACGCCAUGAACUCAGUAACGACCUGGUACAAGCGAAAUGUGAUUAAAAGUUGGAAGAGCGUUCAGCCAAUCUCCUUUUCUAACUGGGAUCUUAUAGAAGACACCGUCAAGAUUCUGAAUGAGCGCAGGAUGAAAGGUGGGAUCACAGAGUUCUACUGGGUCAAAAGUCACUCGGGCAAUGCAGGCAAUGAAGCAGCCGACAAACUGGCUGGACAUGGUGCACGGUAUGCGCUACCUACACCUGACAGGGUUUGAGUAUCCUGAUUCAGCGCUUGCUAACAUGCACCAGUCGCGCAUUCGAGAACCGCUACGGCAAACCGUACAGCGAAGAACGACGAAGUCUUUCGAAC